Molecule: messenger RNA, 1377 nt
Organism: Penicillium arizonense
Lineage: Eukaryota; Fungi; Ascomycota; Eurotiomycetes; Eurotiales; Aspergillaceae
Exons: 2
Coding region: 1-1377 (458 amino acids)
Biological process (GO): lipid metabolic process
Molecular function (GO): phosphoric diester hydrolase activity
Source: RefSeq, a predicted model, not a curated record
AUGAGCUUCCGGCCUUCCCCGCAGAAUAGCUCCGCCUCUCUGGACGCUCGCUUUGAACCCUACACAGACUCAAUCAACCCAGAGCCAGAAGAUACAAACAAAGUCAAUGUGCACGUCCAGCCUGUUCGCGACGAUGUGGGGCGCCCAGCCCCUCCAUGGCGUCGAGUAUCGACAGACUCAGCUUGGACUUCAUCUCCGAACGAAGACGCCCUCUCCGAAGAGCCAACCCACAAGAAGCGAUCUGGUCGCUCAAGAUUCCUGCGCGGUCUACUGCGCACCAUAGUCGGGAUCCUCGUCAUGCUAGGCAUAAUUCAAUUCGUCUCGAUAGCCUGCGGCAUCGUCCUCUCAUUCUUCCCAGAUGAAUACGACCGCGCAGCCAAAAACUGGCUCUCAAGCACCAAUGACACCAGCAUCCAAGACACAACCCACUGGCCAACCGAUGUCUCCCGUGAUAUCAUCCCAGUAGCCUGCCAUUCCCAUAACGACUACUGGCGCCGCGUCCCACUAUACUCCGCCCUACAAGCGGGCUGUAUCGGCGUCGAGGCCGACGUCUGGCUCUUCGAUGACGAGCUCUACGUCGGACAUACGACUUCAAGCCUGACGCGCGAACGCACCCUGCAGUCAAUGUACGUCAACCCACUCAUUUCAAUUCUCGAGCGCCAGAACCCUAUCACGGAGUUUCAACCGUCACUCGAUACCCCGGCCCACGGCGUCUUCGACACGGACCCGGAUCAAUCGCUUAUUUUCUUGAUUGAUUUCAAAACUGCCGGUGCGGCGACGUAUCACGCUGUCGUGGAGCAGCUUGCUCCACUGCGUGAGCGUGGUUAUCUUACUCAUUUCAAUGGCGAGGAGAUCGUAUCUGGACCUAUUACCGUUGUCGGAACGGGGAAUGCACCAUUCAACCUUAUCGAUGCAGACUCCUCUUACAGGGAUAUAUUCUUCGACGCGCCGCUCAACAAACUUGUAGACUUCCCCGAAGAUUCAGAUUCAGAACCAGAACCAGAAUCAAACCCCCUCAACAAACACACGAACGACCUAGGCCAAGGCCAAAGCGGCAUGCCCUACAAAAUAACAGCAACCACCUUCAACGCCACGAAUAGCUUCUACGCCUCCAUCUCCUUCCGCGCCGCAAUCGGCUUUCCUUGGCCGUUCCACUUCACACAGAAGCAAAUGGAGCUAAUCCGCCGCCAGGUGCGGAUUGCGCAUGCGCAUGGGUUGAAGGUUCGGUAUUGGGCGUUGCCGAGUUGGCCGCGGAGUUUGAGGAAUCAUAUUUGGAGGGUUUUGGCGUUGGAGGGUGUUGAUGUUCUUAACGUUGAUGAUCUUGUUGGGGCUACUAAGGGGGAGUGGAAUACGAGAAUUUUUGAUUGGUGGCCUUGA